Messenger RNA from Pleurotus ostreatus (oyster mushroom), 1497 nucleotides. RefSeq lists its product as uncharacterized. Lineage: Eukaryota; Fungi; Basidiomycota; Agaricomycetes; Agaricales; Pleurotaceae. Gene Ontology annotation, molecular function: monooxygenase activity; iron ion binding; oxidoreductase activity, acting on paired donors, with incorporation or reduction of molecular oxygen. Bases 1 to 1497 code for a protein of 498 amino acids. The record is from RefSeq and is a predicted model, not a curated record. The transcript has 9 exons.
AUGUUCGAAGGGCCUCUAUACACUGCCUCACUGUCUCUCGCCGGGACGCUUGCAGUCUACUACUGUGCAGCAAUCAUAUGGAACCUCUAUUUCCAUCCAUUGCGGCACUUUCCUGGGCCAUGGCUGGCAGCAGCAACGUGGUGGUACACAACUUGGUUCGAGGUAUUCCUCAACGGCGGGAUGGUCGACCACUUGCAGACCUUGCACAAACGUUAUGGGCCUGUCGUUCGUAUAGCUCCGAAUGAAUUACAUUUCAACGGGCCUCGAUUUUACGCUGAUAUCUAUGUCAACGGCUCUAAAUUCCGGAAAGACCCAAAGCUUUAUACGACCUUUCACGAGGAUGAAUCGUCAUUCUGCUUCAUCGACCCGCAAGAUGCCAAGAGUCGUCGAGAAAUAAUGAACCCAUUGUUCUCUCGCCGCGCAAUCCUGCAAAUGGAGCGCUACCUGCAGGCAACAAUCGACAAAUUCCUUGACAAGUUGCAAACUUCACGAAAGCCGGUUGAUCUUCAUCGUGCUUACCGAUGCACCACCCUGGAAAUCAUAUUGUCAUACUGUUUCGCCGGGGACUACGACAUUCUCGGAGCCGCCGACUUCGCCCAUCCGUUGAUCAUUGCAGUCGAAAACGUCAUGCCCCUUGCCCUGGUGUUCAAGCAUUUCCCCUUCGCCUACGAUGCGCUGCUUUGGCUUGACAGUCAAUUCAAACGCUUUCGACAGGACUCCUUUGGUCCUGGCGAAUUGACGGAGAGCCUCUCCCAGCAAAUUGACGAGCUAUUGAUGCAUCCUGAGCUACUCCAGCAGCAGGGCCAUGAUACUAUCUAUCACCAUCUCUUAACGCCAAAUCCCGGCAAAGGGCAACCGACCGUCCCUUCAAAGAAGUCGCUCCUCGAGGAGGCGAUGAACCUUGUGGCCGCCGGUAGUGAUACAGUUGGCAACACAAGCACCGUUGGGACGUACUACGUCCUUAGCAACCCGGACGUUUUUGCGAAGCUUAUCAGUGAGCUCAAGCAGCAUUGGCCCGAUCCGACUAUCCCCCUCAAGUAUGAGGCGCUUGAGAAGCUGCCCUACCUAACAGCUGUCAUAAAGGAAUCUCUUCGCAUGUCUCACGGCAUCGUCACCCCCCUUCCAAGGAUUGUUGCGCCGGCGGAUGCAUCCAUCGGUGGCGUCGUCGUGCCUGCGGGCACUGUUGUAGGCGUGGGAGCGACCUUCAUUCACUAUAACCCAGAGCUAUUCCCUGAGCCACACAAUAUCCUUCUCCAAAGGACCGCGAAGCUGCCUAGGAAUCAAGUUCAGUGGUCCUUCUUCCCUGCCGAGAUGUGUGUUCUCAACAUGAUUGAUAGCCUGGCCUGGUGUGAACUGUACCUUCUGUUUGCCAACGUGUUUCGCAAAUUGGACCUAGAGCUAUACAACACGAAGCCGGAAGACCUUGAGUUUCAGUGUCAUUUGACCCCAACUUUUCGCAAACAUGUUGAGGUCACUGUCAAGCAAGCCACGCCUUAA